AUGGAACUAUUUAUUAAGCAUGGAGCGGUAAUUAAUGCAAAAGACAAUAAUGGUCAAGCAGCUCUUCAUAUUGCUGCACAGUCAAAUAACCUAGAAAUUGCAAGAUUUCUUAUCCUACAUGGUGCCGAUAUUCAUGCAAAAGAUAAAAAUGAAUCCACAGCUUACCAUCUUGCAUCGAGGAAAAAUUAUAAACAACUGAUUGAAUUACUGAUUCUUAAUGGAGGAAACACCACAGAAAAAGAUAAUUGCAUUGAACCGCCAAAACCAUCAUUAUUUGAUCACUUUUAUGAAUAUCAUAUGAUAUAA
This is a messenger RNA of Trichomonas vaginalis G3, 306 nucleotides long. Its product is annotated as Ankyrin repeat family. NCBI's taxonomy places the organism in Eukaryota, Parabasalia, Trichomonadida, Trichomonadidae. The record is from RefSeq and is a predicted model, not a curated record. The transcript has a single exon. Gene Ontology annotation, molecular function: protein binding. Bases 1 to 306 code for a protein of 101 amino acids. Gene Ontology annotation, cellular component: nucleus; cytoplasm.